GUCUGCGAGGCGCGCGCGGGCGGACAGGCGAACGGGCGGCGGUAGGGCUCGGCUCCCGCUUGCGGUCCGGGUGGGCUCCUGCGGAACUCCUGCGAGAGGUGACCCACUACUUGGGCAUGGGACACCGGCCCCUUCCCCACUUCCUGUGAUUGAGCCAGCGGCCGGGGUUACUGUGGGGAUGCCUGUCCAUCACCAGAAGUCAGACUCUUGGGAGAUGGACCCUGACUUGUUGCCCGGCUGCAGGCUCAGUGGCCUGAGCAGAGGGGGCAGUCUGGAGAGUCGGGCCAGCAGCUCUCGUUCCAGAAGUCUCACUCGGGAUGAUGAGAGCCUGAAGUACCUCACACAUGAGGAAAAGGACGUCCUCCUGUUUUUUGAAGAGACGAUUGAUUCCCUGGAAGACGACUUUGAGGAACAGGUGCUGUGUGAUGGUGAUGCUCAGUGCCACUCUCCGCGGUCUCUGGAAGAGAGCACUUCUGGUCCCUCCGAGCCAGAGGACGUAGUGGACUUAGUGCAGCUGGGCCCUGGAGCCGGGGAACCCGAGAGCCUUCAGGAUGUGACGGAGGCAGCAGGGGCUGGUGCUGUUGGAAAGGAAGACACUGCUGUCCUCAGGAAAGAGGAUGCUGAGAAGUCUCCCCCUCCAGACGCCCCAGGUCCCGAGGCCCUGCCCCUGCCGCCUCCCAGCCCUGUCCCCGCAGCAGCCCCGGCCCACCCCGGGAGAGAGCCCCCUCCUACUCCAGCAGAGCACCCCAAACUGGCCCGCUCGGUCCCCACUCCGCUCGUCCUCGCCCAGAAGAUGUCUGAGAAGCUGGCAGGGAACGAAGGGCUCUCGCCCACAUCCCCGUCCAAAGAGGGCAGGCCUGCAGGAUGGAGGACGCUGACUUCCGUGGCCCCUCGACACGGAGACCACUCGCUGUGGCACAGACACGCCGCACAGCCGGCGCCCAAGAUCCAUCGCUUCCCGAGCAACAUCAGCGUGACCAACAGCGCGGGGAAGGACUUCAAUAAGACCAUCUCCAAGGCCGCGGUCAACGUGCAGGAGCGCAAAGCCCAGGUCCUGGCCAACAUCAAUGGGGUCUCCUUCCUCUCCGUGGGGGAGACGGAGGACCGGGCCCAGAGGAGCGAGCCCACCGAGCAGAGGAGAAGCAUCUCCCCGGAACAGAGCCAGCCGGCCCCGGCCCGGGAGGCUGUUCCCGCGCGGGCAGGGGCGCACGGCGGCCAGCAGUCCAGAGGCGUGCAGACGGAACAGCCCUUACCGAUGGCCAACGGCUUCCAGAGCCUCCACGACAUCCUCAAGAGCCAUCCCGGGCCCUUUGUCUCUACAGGGAAGACGGUCACCUUCCGUCCGGACCCGGCUCUCCCCAGCAAACUUGCACCCCGGCAGCCGGACUGCGGCCAGGACGCCAGGAAGCGGUCGGGCUCGCUCCCCCGGGCUGUGGGGUUCAGACCCCAGGGCAUCACUGUCCAGUUCUCGGGCCGGGGCUCCACGGAGGAGGCCCGUCGGGAGGCCCUGCGGAAGCUCGGCCUCCUGAAGGAGAACUUGUGACGGAAAGUGGGCGGCGCUGGGGGAGUUAGGGUGACCAGGUACGUGUGGCCGAACGUGGAUGUGCGCAUGCGCACAGCACAGACCAAAGCCCGGACUGCGGAACCCCGUGGAGGACCAGCGAUGGGGGCCCGGGAGUCAGCCGACUGUCUACCCCGCUCUGGCCCGCAUCCGAGCUGGGACAUCCUUCCGAACGAGAGCAUCCCGCACCACAUCUUCCCGUUUCCAAGAGCUCGGAGAAUAACCUUGAACACCUACAGGUUUCAAUGAUUUGUAAAUGCCAUAUGUUUUUUGGAUCUAGGAGGAGGGGGAUUGGGUUUGAAUUUUCUGUUAUUGAGUCUCUAAUCUAAACUUUUAUCCGAAGUGCAUGACACGAAAGCCAGUUUAGAUCUCUCAUACUCGUAUCUCUAAGAAAGGGACCAUCCCCUCCUUUCCAAGAAAAUAAAGACGUGCUUGUUCAAUUUUCA
Molecule: messenger RNA, 2007 nt
Organism: Lagenorhynchus albirostris (white-beaked dolphin)
Lineage: Eukaryota; Metazoa; Chordata; Mammalia; Artiodactyla; Delphinidae
Gene: PROSER2
Product: proline and serine rich 2
Exons: 4
Coding region: 179-1543 (454 amino acids)
Source: RefSeq, a predicted model, not a curated record